Daucus carota subsp. sativus is the source of this 1728-nucleotide messenger RNA. Its product is annotated as DELLA protein RGL1. NCBI's taxonomy places the organism in Eukaryota, Viridiplantae, Streptophyta, Magnoliopsida, Apiales, Apiaceae. Gene Ontology annotation, biological process: regulation of DNA-templated transcription. Bases 1 to 1728 code for a protein of 575 amino acids. The record is from RefSeq and is a predicted model, not a curated record. Gene Ontology annotation, cellular component: nucleus. The transcript has a single exon. Gene Ontology annotation, molecular function: sequence-specific DNA binding; DNA-binding transcription factor activity.
AUGUCCGAUGAUUUUGGGUUACCAAGUUCUCCUAUCAUUCAAACUGAUUAUAGGCCACCUGAGGUCCUUGAGAACGAAUUUUAUACUCGAGUAGAACAGAUACCUACAUCCACAGUGAACGAGCCUAGUGAGAAGAAUCCAGUUUGCUCAGACCUUGGGUAUGGGAUUUACAAAGGAAAAAUGACAGACACAGGACUAAGUGUUUUGGAGUAUGAUAUGGAGAACUGGAACAAAGCUGAUACAUCAGAACACUAUGCUGGUGCAUAUUGUGAGCAACCUUCCAGCCUAGCUCCGGAAUUAGACUUGCCAGUCCAGCAGAAGCCUGAUUUUAGUUCUGCGACAUUGUUUGAGAACCUCAGCAAAUAUGAAAGAGCGGGUAAAAAGUUGAAAGAUGAACAAUCAAGCAAUCUAAGCGAAAUUGCAUCAGUUAAUCAAAAAUUGUCAACAGAAGAAAUCAUAAGGGCGGCUGCAGAGAGGUACAUCCAGUUCCCUAACAAAGAUCCUGAAUGUAUCACCACUUUUAUCCACCCACAUGGUUCUGUUCUGUCAAGUCUGUCAAAGGAAGAAUCAAGUGGCGUAGACCUAGCACACCUUCUUUUAGCCGCGGCUGAUAAAUUUUGGGAUGGGGAAUUUGAUUCUGCUAGGAGAUUGCUUACCUGUUGUGAGUGCAAGGCCUCUAAAUCAGGCAAUCCAAUUGAAAGGCUUACGUCAUAUUUUUCUGAAGCUUUGCAAGAAAGAAUCCGUAGAGAAACAGGAACCAGAAAAAUACUGAUGGUGAGUGAGAACGACAGAGCCCCCAAUAAUGGCCUCUCAACAGGUGUUGACCAAACAGUUUUGGCAACCCAUAUGAAGAUUCCAUUCAGUAAGGCUUUGCACUUUGCAUCAACGCAAACAAUCUUAGAACAUGUCGCGAGGGAAACCAAAAUACACGUCAUUGAUCUUCAUAUUAGGAGUGGAAUUCACUGGUCACCCUUGAUACAAGGCCUUUCAGAACGGAAAGUUCAUCCAGUUCAGCUCCUUAAGAUAACAGCUCUCGAUACAGAAGAUAAGCAAAAGGUUGAGGACAUUGGCAAGAGGUUAGAAAGCUUAGCCGACUCAUUAAACAUCACUUUUUCAUUUGACGUAGUAACUGUAGAUGACAUGAGCCAUCUAAAAAAAGAAUUAUUUGAUGUUCAAUCUGGUGAAGCGGUGGUUAUCUCUGCUCCAACAAUACUAAGGUCAAUGAUCCCGAGGCCUGAUAAACUGGAAAAUUUAAUGAGAGUAAUCAGAGAACUCAGUCCCCUAAUUAUGAUCAUCUCUGAAGUAGAGGCAAAUGAUAACUCACCUUCUUUUAUCAAUCGCUUUGUAGAGGCACUUUUUUUCUAUAGUUCAUGGUUUGACUGCUUGGAAGAUUGCCUGGACCGCGAUAAUCAGUACAGGAUGAACCUUGAAAAAUAUUACUUUGGUUGUGGAAUUAUGAAUUCUAUUGCAACUGAGGGAGAAGAAAGGAUCACAAGAAGUGUGAAAAUCGACGUGUGGAGAUCAUACUUUUCAAGGUUUCAAAUGCUGGAAGUUCAAGUCCCAAAAUCAUCUUUCCAUCUAGCUGAAAUGGUUCUUGAGAUGGAAUUUUCUUGUGCAAGGUUCUGCACUCUCAGUAACGACGGCAAGUGUUUGAUGAUCAGAUGGAAAGGAACCCCAAUGUUUUCACUUUCAACUUGGAAGUUUCAACAACCUCUAAUAUACUUUUGA